AUGACUGUAUCGACGCCGACCUCCGAGGUGGCGACCCGCCAGAGCACCUGUUACAACUCACCCUACCUGGCCGAAUACUAUGAUUCAUGGAUCUGGGAUCGAGGGGAUCUUCAAUACUUCUCCAGAAUCCUCCAAGAACAGCUAGCAAAGUCGUCCCUGCCUGCCCACACUCCGUUUUGCAUCCUAGAUGUAGGAACAGGUACCGGCCGGGUGCUAAGGCAUCUUUCCACUACCUUGCCGCAAGGGCUCUCCAAACCGAUCAACCUGGUUGGGCUCGAGAUCGAGCCCCAUAUGCUCGAUCGUGCAAGGCGGCUGCAAUCGGAAAUCAAGAGCCAGCCGGAAGUCGUCAUCUCCUGGGUGCAAGGAUCUGCUUUUGAACUGUCAGCAGCGCCACCGUUCAGCAGCUCUUCUGCCACCAGCAGCAAGGUUGAUAUCUUAUUGUUUCCAUUCGGUAGUCUGGCGCACUUCACCGAGCCGGGACAGGCCGAACGCUUCUUCACAGAGGUCGCCAAGGUGCUGCGCCCCGGCACCGGACGGGCGUACAUCCCGCUCCUCCACAAACUGCUGAUUGACGAUGGGGAUAUCACGGAAUUGGCCGAGCAAGCCUUGUAUCCCGCUGCCACGGUAACAAGCAAGGAAUACCCUGGGGUUACCUACUACGAAAAGCCCCUACGGCAUGGGGUCGAAGGUAAUCAAGUCCAUCAUACCCGAUUCAUUGAGGUGGUUAAAGAUGGCGAUGUUGUGGAGAGGAAUGUCGAUGAUCUGGUGUUAAAGCUGUGGAAGACGAAGGAGGUCUGUGCUCUGGCGAUGCAGGCAGGCCUCGUCAAAGUCGAGCAGGAAGCAGUGGAUGAUGAGAUCUUUUUCGUUUUCCAGCUUCCCGGGUAGGUGGCUGGCUGAGAUGUCAUGCGCCUAUUGAUGUGAUGUGCGUACCACACUUGUAUCUAAAUUCAGAUAUAUUAUGGUUACCACUCCGAGCGGACAAUUUUACCUAUCAACUGAGAGGCUGCUUCUUUGGGCAGGGGAAACGUGAUACGAUCACUGCUGGUAGACCUGUCAGCCUCGUCUAUCCCUGUGGGGUGAUCCAUUCCAUCAGGACAAGCGGAAUGUGGAGCAUAUGUAGGGAGGACCGUAAUGGUGGUAUAGCUUCUGAC
This is a messenger RNA of Aspergillus homomorphus CBS 101889, 1151 nucleotides long. RefSeq names its product class I SAM-dependent methyltransferase. The transcript has a single exon. Bases 1 to 885 code for a protein of 294 amino acids. NCBI's taxonomy places the organism in Eukaryota, Fungi, Ascomycota, Eurotiomycetes, Eurotiales, Aspergillaceae. The record is from RefSeq and is a predicted model, not a curated record.